Molecule: messenger RNA, 5286 nt
Organism: Eimeria necatrix
Lineage: Eukaryota; Apicomplexa; Conoidasida; Eucoccidiorida; Eimeriidae
Exons: 18
Coding region: 1-5286 (1761 amino acids)
Source: RefSeq, a predicted model, not a curated record
AUGCAGCAGCAGCAGCAGCAGCAGCAGCAGCAGCAGCAGCAGGCCUUCGGUGCUGGGCUGCCUCGCGAGGUGCUGCAGAGAGUUGCAGACUCUCUCGGGCUGCAUGCAGAUGGCAAUUACCAAGCCACGCAGUGGCUGCUGCAGCUGCAGCAGGAGCCGCAGCUGCAGCAGCUGCUGCAGUGGCUGCUGCACCCUUUUGCGGUCUUCCCGCCGCUGUCGGUGAAGUGCAAGACUUUCGCUUUGCUGCAGCAGCAAGAGCAGCAGAAGCUGCAGCAGCAGCAGCAGCACGCUGCUGCCACGGAAGCUGCUGCAGACGCUUACCGCAGAUAUGAUGAAGCAGCAAAACUUGUUGCGCUGCAGCUGCUGCUGGAAGCAGUUAAGAAGCACUGGCACUGCAGCUGGGACGAGCAGCAGCAGCUGCUGCUGCAGCGGUGCGUGCUGCAGCUGAUACAGCAGCCCACGCUGCAGCAGCAGCACGACGCGCUGCUGCUGCCUCCUGCAGCAGCAGCUGCAGCAGCAGCAGCGCAGCAGUCAAAUGUGCCUGCGUUCUCGCUUCUGAUGAAGGCCUCGCAGUGCCUAGCAGCAAUGUGCUGCUGCAGCAAAACAGGAGCAGCAGCAGCAGCAACAGCAAGGCAGCUGCUGCUGCAGCUAGCCUCAGGAGCCACUGGGCUUUCUGUAGACGGGCUGCUGCAGAGCCCAGACCUCAACGACCCCACAGCUGACCCGCAGCAAUUUGCUGCGCUGGUGCAGCAGCAGCAGAAGCAGCAGCAGCUGCUGCCGCCUGCGCAGCAGCAGCAGGCCUUCGUUUCUGCAUGCGUCUUUCUUGGGGUUCUCCUCGAGAUCUCACUAGAGCUUAACGAGGAAAACAACACACUGAUGGGGUCUUUGAGUGGGAAGCUGCGGCGGCAAGUUGCGCAGGCGCUGCACAAGGAGUUCACUGGCUGCAGCAACUUGCUGCUGCAGCUGACGCGCUGUUUGCUGCUGCUGUUUUCGGAUGCAGCAGCGCGCUCCCACCUGCAGCCCCUGGCUCUGGACUGCAUCAGGUGCCUCGCUGCGCUGGGCGACGUUGCUGCAGUGCUGCAGUGCCUCUGCAGCUGGGGCCUGGGGGGCGCGGAGUUUCAGGGGGCUGAGGGUUUGCUGCUGCAGGCCCUGGAUGUUGUGAAUGAGCGGCUCGUUAGAAAAAGACAAAAGAAACAGGCGAUAGAAGGCGUGAGCGCAGAGAGCGCCACUGCCUUCUGCUGCCUCCUUCUCCAGUCUGCUGCUUCUGUUUUGGCGCUGCCAGUUACUGAAGACUUUGUGGGCGAGGAGCUUCUCUCGCUUCAACUCCUCGUCGCCGGCCUCCUGAAGAACUUUGUAGAGAACUGCGGAGAUUACGUGCUGCGGCACUUUGAGCCGGAGGUGCUGGGGGCUUUGCUGCGCAGCGGCAUUCUGCGGGUGGCGAUGCACCCCUCUGUGCGGGUUGCCUGCCACGGGAUAGCAGCAGCUGCUGCACUUCUUCGCAGGCUGGUGAGUCUGAGUGCUGCAGAGGAGGCGCCGCAGCAGCAGCAGCAGCAGCAGCAGCAGCAGCUGCCCCAGUGGCUGGACACCAGGGCCCUGCUGUCGGUCUCCUUCGUCCGCUGCCUCCGCAUGGGAGACCCCCAGAUCGUCAAGCUGCUGCAGCCUGCUGCUGCUGCUGCUCUCAACUCUGUGGCUGCGCGGCUGCUGGAGACCGUGGGCGACAGCGCAGCAGCAGCAGCAGCAGCAGCAGUCGCGGCGCUCGCGGCGCGGCGGCAGGCGCUGCAGCAGAAGCUCCUCGCCCAGCAGCAGCAGCAGCAGCAGCAGCAGCAGCAGCAAGACGAGCAGGAGGCGCGGCGCAUGAGCAGCAAAAGAAAAGAAAUGCUGUCUCAGCUGCGGGCCUUGGAAGCAUCUUUAAGGGCCCUUGAGGCGCUGCAGCUGCUGCCGCUUCCCUGCACGGCAAACUGGGUCCACACUGUCGCGAUGUACGCAGAGGCGGAAGAUGCCGUGGCUAGGGACUCGACAGAUAAUUUCCCAGCACGCUUUGCCGGCCUCAAGUCUUCAGCGCUUUUGGGCCUCACGACACUCGUUGGACUUUCUCCCGCCGCCGCCGAGGCCACGACUGCGUGGACAGAAGAAGUCUGCAGCCAGCUGCUGGAAUCGCCUUUGCUGCUGCAGCGGCAGGGGUCGCCGGACUCGCUGCUGCUGCUGGUGCUGCAGGCAGCAGCAGCAGGAAAGCAGUACGAACUCGCAGACAAGAACCAGCCCUCUCUGUUCCCCUCUUGCAUUCUGCUGGACGGCUGCUGCUCCUUCGUGGAGGCGCAGGUGCAGCGGCUGAAGAGCGCGUGCUUGACAGCAGCAGCAGCGCAGCAAGGCAGCGCAGCAGCAGCAACUGCUGCUGUCACUGCCUGGCUGCUGCCGCAAAACGCAGUCGACUCCCCCUGGCUGCUGCGGCUCUGUGGGGUCUUCGGGGGCCUCGUGCGGAUUCCGCUGUUCGAUGCUGCUCGUGCUGCUGCUGCUGCUGCGGUUGCGGAGCGCGCCAAGGCAGCAGCAGCAGCAGCGCGCAGCGCCGAAGCAGCAGCAGCAACCUUCAGCAGCAGCGGCGUUUCUCUCCACGACUACUUUCUAGAAAUCCGCAGACUCGAAUUCGUUUCUGGAGCUUCUUAUCUUCUCAACUACUCGCCGCCUCUGGACAUCAAAAGCAUUCUCGACCUGCUCUUCCACCACAUCCUGUCGAGCGAGAACGCAGCAACCCACGUGGAAAACGUGUGGGCCUACCCACUGACAGCCCCGCAGCAAAUCCACCUUUGCCGCCGCCGGGCGCUGCAGACUCUCAUCUCCAUAUCCAGCGCUGGCUCUGAGGGGCUGCAGCAGUACUUGCCGCUGCUGCUGCAGCACAUCCAGAAGAAGAUGCAGGACGCAGCAACAGAGCAGCAGCUGCUGCAGUCGGAGCGGGGGCUGCUGAUGGAGGCCUUCGUGUCUCUGGUGUCUGCAACGGGAAACUACGCGCUGCAGCAGCAGCACACGCUGCCGCUGAUAGAGCCGUUUGCUGCUGCGCUGCGGGGGCUGCUGGGCGAAGUGGAGCAGCAGAAGCAGCAGCUGCUGCACAGAGACCCAGACGGCGGGGCCUCAGCAGCUUUGCUGCCGCCCACCACCGGCCUUUUGUUUUACCUUUUCGGAGAUGUGCGCAGAGAGCAGACGCAGCAGGAAGAAGAGGAAGCAGCCAAACGCAGGAGGGCGCUGGCGCGCGUGCUGUCCUCGCUGGAGACUUCUAUUAAGCGCACGACAAUCCCCAGUGACCCGGGAGCAGCACGAGCUGGGGGCUACACAGUGGAGUGCAGCAGCAGCAGCAGCAGCAGCAAAGUGCUGCCGAUGGAGGCCUUUGCUGACGGGCAAGAAGACGAAGAGCUGAGGAAGCCUUUCCCGCAGUGCCUGCAUGAGCUGCUGCUGCAGCAGCAGCAGCAGAAGCAGCUGCUGCCCAGGAGGCACCCGCUUGCUGCUGCAGUGCAGAAUCUGCUGCCUUCUCUUUUUGACUUCCUCGUGCGGCUGCAGCAGCUGUGGACGGAGGAGGUGAGCGACGCCAGCUUCCCCUACCUGCGGGAGCUGCUGGAGCCUGGGGCUGAUGAGUUCUUAGCAGUGCAAGGAACUGCUUCUGCACUGGCUGGAGACGGGGCAGCUUUGUCUCGAGCCGUGCUGCUGGCGUUCCCGUGCCGCAGCAGCAGCAGCAGCAGCAGCAGCAGCAGCCCGCGCAGCAGCAGCAGCCCCAGCAGCAGCAGCAGCGGCGUGGGCGAGCGCGAGGCCGCCGUGCUGCUCACCCGCAGACACUGCUACCACCUGCGCACUUUGGCCUACAGGCUGGCAGGCACUUGUGCCUUAGCAGCAGAAGCUUUCUUUUUGCUGCCAGACUUGCCCGAAAGACUUGUCAGUUCGCUGCUGCUGCCGCUGCGGCAGCAGCUCCCGCUGCAGCACGUCGAGCAGCAGCUCCGCUUCUUCUGGUCCCCAGUCCUCGACGCAGAGACGCUGCCCCCACAGCCGCCCUACCCCUCGCAGCAGCUGCUGCUGUUUUUCGUCAACGAGGGGCUGCUGCCGCUGCUGCAGCGGCUGCGGGCCGAGUGGACAGCCGUCGCUGAAGCAAAGAGAGCAAUGGAGACGGAGAGCAGCAGCAGCAGCAGCAGCAGCAGCAGCGAGGAGGAGAGGCGGCUGGGCGUGUACCUGCAGCGGGUGUAUGCCCUCAGCAACGUCGGCGAAGUGCUGCUGCAGCAGAUCGGCUCGCUGCUGCACCACAAGACCAACUCCGUGGUUGCUGCUGCUGCUGCCAACAGCAGCAGCAGCAACGGGGCCAAGACCCCCACCAAUGCAUGCAUCAGCAAACUAAAUGCAAGUGCUGCUGUUUCUGCAUCUCCAGCAGAUGAUGAGGAGGCCCCGCGAAUUGCCCGCCAGGAGAGCAACACGAGCCUCCCUGGCAGCAGCAGCAGCAGCAGCAGCAGCAGCAGCAGCGCAAGCGAAUUGCGGUUGGGGGUCUACUACAACGCUGCGCUGCUGCAGCCGCUCGUUGCUGCUGUCCUCGAGCUUCAGCGCUGGCCCAUCCCCACUAUCAUUCACCAGGGACACGCGGUGCUGAGGGCUGUGGGGAAAACAGCAGCAAAGCUGCCUCCCCCUGUGCCUGCCAGCCUGCUGGACUUGUGCUGCAUCGGCUUGUCGCAGCUCAUUUCGUCUUAUCUGGAUGUCUCGCCGUUUGACCCGUUUGCCUUUGGCUGCGCCUCGCUGCAGCAGCAGCUGAUGCAGCAGCAGCACGAAAGCGGGGGCUGCACACCUCUGCAGAAAUAUAUAACAGGUGCAGAUGCUGCAGGCAGCGGCGCCUCUUUGCUGCUGGACUACACCGGCAGCAUUUACCAGCUUCUGAAGGCCCUCGUCAAGGCUGCCAGCGCGAAGGAGAAAGCUGCAGACAACUCUGCAACAAUAAAGCAGCAGGCUGCUGCUGCCAUGAGCGGCCCCAGAGUUGUGGCUGCACUAAACCUCUUCCGGGCGCCGGAGCUAGCCCACCCGCUUUCGGGCGAGGAGAUUGAGUUGCUGCUGACGGCGCUGCUGCAGUCAGAGACAAAAGACAGCAAAGGCGUUUUGAAGCAUUUCCUACAGAGCAACAGAGAGGCUCUUCUGCAGGCAGGAUGGGCUGCUGCUGCUGCUGUUGCUGCUGCUGCUGUUGGCGUGGUGGCUGCGAGCUGUGCUGCUGCUGCUGCUGCUGCUGUAGCUGCUGCGUCUGCUAUUCCUGCAAGGCCACUGGCGUCUGCUUAG